Molecule: messenger RNA, 468 nt
Organism: Aspergillus campestris IBT 28561
Lineage: Eukaryota; Fungi; Ascomycota; Eurotiomycetes; Eurotiales; Aspergillaceae
Product: nucleoside-diphosphate kinase
Exons: 7
Coding region: 1-468 (155 amino acids)
Biological process (GO): UTP biosynthetic process; GTP biosynthetic process; CTP biosynthetic process
Molecular function (GO): nucleoside diphosphate kinase activity
Source: RefSeq, a predicted model, not a curated record
AUGUCCAACAGCGAGCAGACCUUCAUUGCCAUCAAGCCCGAUGGAGUCCAGCGUGGACUCGUCGGCCCCAUCAUCUCCCGCUUCGAGAACCGUGGCUUCAAGCUCGCUGCCCUGAAGAUGACCUCCCCCAGCAAGGAGCUCCUUGAGCAGCACUACGGUGAUCUGUCCAGCAAGCCUUUCUUCCCCGGCCUGCUCGCCUACAUGAUGAGCGGCCCCGUUGUCGCCAUGGUCUGGGAGGGCAAGGACGUCGUCAAGACCGGCCGUACCAUCCUCGGUGCCACCAACCCCCUGGCCUCUGCCCCCGGUACCAUCCGUGGUGACUUCGCCAUCGACAUCGGCCGCAACGUCUGCCACGGCUCCGACAGCGUCGAGAGCGCCAAGAAGGAGAUCUCCCUCUGGUUCCAGCCUCAGGAGGUCCAGACCUACAAGCUCGCCCAGUACGCCUGGCUCUACGAGAAGGAGCAAUAG